UUAUUACAAUGAAUGUCUUGAGUCCUAAAAAAGAAGACUAGCAAGUUGAGAAUAUGAUGAGCAUACCAAAAUAGAUUUGUUUAUUCCCUCAUCAUAAGUAUUUACUGGAUUUAUUAGACAAAAUGACAUAUAAUUAAGAAAGUAAUAGGAGAUAGUAGAAAAAUUUUGGAAGGCCUUUCAUAAUUUGUAGAUAGCAUAAAUUUAGCCCAAUGUUAAUGUUAAAUAUCCUUUUGUAAUAUAAAUAUCUUGUAACGAUUUUGUGGUACAUUCUAUUUUUUACAUAGGUUCAUUUGGGAGAUACACAGACAAAUAUAAAUAAUAAGUGUGAGUGUAUCUUUCCUUUUACAAAUUCUUUGAUUCCAUAUCAUAAUACUUAAGGCAGUCCUAUAUAUCCUAAGAUGAAACUUCCAAUUUACAAGAGAAGAGGGGUAAGUUCAAUGUAGGAUGAGAAGGAAACUAAAAAUAUACCUAAGAAUUAUUGUAAAAGCAUUAUAACUUUCGCAUGCAAAAAUAAAGAUAAUCUAUGUUUUGAGAUCUUAAAAGAUUAACUGAAAGUUGUUAAAUUUAUAGAUAAAAUUUCUGAAUAUAAAAAAAAAUUACUAAAUAUAAAGAUUUUUAGUAGUUUAUUAUAAAAAUCUGAUGAUAUCGAAGAAGAAGAGUAUAGAAGAGCAUUCAGAAUUAUAAGGUAUGAUUUGUAGAUGUAUUAGUAGUUAAAUUUUUAUAAAGAAAUAAGCUAUAAGUUAUAUAUUUAAUUCAAAAAUUAUUCAACAUAAUUGGCAUAUGAGAUAUAGAUAUUAAGUAUACAAGGGAGUAAAGAAUCCAAAUGGUUUCUCUCACAUUAAAAAUUUGUGA
Molecule: messenger RNA, 852 nt
Organism: Paramecium sonneborni
Lineage: Eukaryota; Ciliophora; Oligohymenophorea; Peniculida; Parameciidae
Source: the annotation of a GenBank genome assembly